Nerophis ophidion (straightnose pipefish) is the source of this 906-nucleotide messenger RNA. RefSeq names its product calaxin-like. The transcript has 7 exons. The record is from RefSeq and is a predicted model, not a curated record. Gene Ontology annotation, molecular function: calcium ion binding. Bases 209 to 835 code for a protein of 208 amino acids. NCBI's taxonomy places the organism in Eukaryota, Metazoa, Chordata, Actinopteri, Syngnathiformes, Syngnathidae.
AGAGGCGGGACCAGCUUCUUCCGGUGCUCACACCGCCCCCACCUGGGUUACCAUGGUAACAAGGCAGCCGGUUGACGGGCAGGUGUGGACCCGGUGGAUGUAAAGGCGAAACGAUGACGGUACUCAGUCAGGUGCUUGCUCAGGCCACGUCACGUCCACUCCGCUCCCCCUCUGCCUCUCUGGCCCAUCCAGGUCGCCCCCUGUAGACAUGUCCAAGAGGUUGAUCCAGAACCUCGCCAAGGCCAUCUCCAAAAAUGUGGUCCACUUCAACAAAAUGGAGGUGGAGUGCCUCAUUCGGGAGUUCCACUCCUUGCUGGGCCAGCCCAACAGCGCCGGGAAAAGCGACAACUUGGACGAAAGAAGGUUCAAAGGCAUUCUGAAGAACGACUUUGGACUCACCAACGACACCAUCAUGGAGAGAGUCUUCAGGUCAUUUGACAAAGACAGUGACGGCUGUAUCAGCGUCAAAGAGUGGGUGGAGGGCCUGUGCGUGUUCCUCCGUGGGUCCUUGGAUGAGAAAAUCAGAUACUGUUUCCGUGUGUACGACCUGAGCGGCGACGAACACAUCUCCAGAGAGGAGAUGCUGCUGAUGACCAGGAACUGCCUGCGACUGCAUGGAGAGGAGGACCCCUUUGACGGCAUCAAAGACCUGGUGGAGAUCACACUCAAGAGGAUGGACCACGACAACGACGACAGACUGUCUUUUGACGACUAUGAGAAAUCGGUAAAAGAGUUCAACAUAGUGCUCGAGGCUUUUGGGACCUGCCUUCCCAACGCCUUGAGGAUUGAAGAAUUUGAGCAGCGUGUAUUUCAGGAAAAGUCAGACCAGAGAUGACUUUCACACUCUCAGCUAUUUGUUUUUAAUUAGUGUGGUUAAAUGUGGAAAUAAAAGUAUUGUGUGAGAAA